AACACUUUACAUAAUCUAUUAUGUAAAAGUUUGUUAGUUGUUUCACUAAUUGUUUCGAGGACCGAAUAAAAACAUUUUUGAACAACCCCAAAACUCCAAAAAUUUAGCGACUACAUUUAAUUUUAAUCAAAAUCACAAGACAAGAAUGAAAGUGUCCACAAAUAUUCCCCGGGGCGGUAUCGGGCCAUAUUUUUGGAUGUUGUAGGGUAAAGAUUGACUACUUGCACUCUUCUUAUAAAAUUCUCUGUUUGUGAACAAUUUACCGUUGUGUUAUGUAAUUUAUGUAGAGCAAAGUUUACUUAGUAUAAGGCGGGUUUCAACUUCCCCCAUAUUCUUCUCAUAAGUAGUAGGAAGUGGUCGCUCCGUUCACAUAACAUUGCAAUCACUGUCAGCUAAAAAUCAUUUCAACAAAACCAUUUAUCCGGCGUCCCAGCUGUUAAACGGUUAAUUGCUGUGCAUCACUGAUGUUUCACAGUGGACUUAAUAUACAACAGUUGUCUUACUAUUAAAAUUAAAAAUUAUAAAUUGUGUGUGUGUGUGUGGUAUUUUUACAUCAUGUGUACUUUACAAGACUCGCCUGCGAAUGACCAAUUUUUCAACAGGUAAUCCAGAUUUAGGUAAGUCAUGUGAGAUUCUGGUCUUAGCUAACACAGCCCAGCAUCCCAAUACAACCGCGUACAGCACCAUGAGGACACCAAAUAAAAACGCCAUCACUUUAGUCGCCUUAGCCGUUUGUUUCGUUCUGGGCCGCGUGGGCUCGUCUAAUGCGGAUUCAGAAGUCGGCAACUAUCAGUUUUGGCCGUCGAACGUGUUGGGCAAACGUGCAAUGCAAUUGGUCAGGGACCACUUGGCCAGGCGGCAGGAGAGAAGGAAAUCGAGGACGUCCAAGCAGAUAUGCUAUGACGACGUCGGAUGCUUCCCCAUGCCGCGUUCGGCGCAUUCGCCGCUCAUGAAAUCGCCGCAACCCCCCGAGGCGGUCAACACGACAUUCUUAAUGAUAACCCGACUUAACCGCAAGGACUUGACGGUGGUCACGUACGGCGACGACCAUGCAUCGUUGAUGAACUCGAGUUUCAAGCCAGAAUCGCCCACCAAAAUCAUCGUGCACGGAUUCAAGGGCAGCGGCCGGGACAAGGUCGCGUUGCUUUUGGGAAACGCGCUACUGGACUUGGAAGAUUCCAACGUGGUGUUGGUAGACUGGGAAAAAGGCGCAGUGGGUCCGGCUUACGCUUUGGCGGCAGCCAACACUCAGCUAAUCGGUCGACAGUUGGCGCUGCUCAUAACCGACAUGGUGCACAUGGACAGCGACCCCGCACACAUACACGUCAUCGGUUUCAGCUUGGGAGCCCACGUGGCCGGUUUUGCGGGCAAAGCUCUGAAACAAAACGGUAUCACUAUAGGAAGGAUUACAGGUCUGGAUCCAGCCUCGCCGUUGUUUCGGCAAAUGCUGUCUUCGUCGUUGUCGUCGUUGGGACCGGACGAUGCAGAUUUUGUAGACGUGGUGCACACCGAUGGCGCCAGGGUGUGGUCCGAGGGUUUCGGUCUGUUCCAUCCGAUAGGGGACGUGGAUUACUUCCCGAACGGCGGAUUGGAUCAGCCCGGCUGCGAACAAGUACGGGGUUCGGUAAUAGUAAGCCGGUUCGAAAGUUCAAUGAACUCCAGCGUCGUGUGCAAUCAUCUGCGGGCUCUGCAAUUCUUCCUGGAGAGUCUGAAAUCGUUGGCCGAUCCAGACGCGUGCCAGUUUACUGCUUUCCCGUGUCCCGCCGGUUGGUCAGUGUUCCAGAAGGGCUCCUGUUUUCCCACCAACUGCACAGAAUCGAAUUGUGUGACCAUGGGGUUCACCGCUGCACAGUCCAAACUGCGCGGCCCGUUGUACUUGACCACCAGGGAUUCGAGUCCAUUUUGCGGACGACAACUCAAGGCUUCGGUUCUGUUGUCGCCGAAAACUCCAAGGCUGAGAGGUCACUUGCAAAUGGCAUUAGAAGACGGACCGAAUAGCACGGCUAACUUUAGACUUCGGACCGAACACGCUGAACACAUAUCUGGCGGUUUACUAGCCGAAGGUAUAUCCGUGUCGAGAUUUCAACGGCCCACACCUCGACAAAUGACCGUGGAGCUGAGUUUCCAAUCAUUAGCCUACCAAACGGAAACGGAAACCGCAAGUUUUUCCAUUGUUCCGGUGCUGGUCGACCGUUUGUCGGUGUUUGAUACCGAAGGAAACAUAUGGUCCAACUGCGACGAAAACGCCUAUUUGUCACACGUUAGCGAAACGACAAUAUACGCCAAGAUUUUUGUCUUGUCGUUGUUCGCAUGUUGACAAAACGAUAGGAGGUACACAUUGAUUGAAAACAUAGCUCAGUAAGGUUUUUUUAUUAUUUAUAUAUACAUUUUCGACUGAUUACUUACUCACUACAUUUAUAUUUUUAUAUUAAACUAAUAUUAUAGUAACGUACUCGAUAAUAGAAAAAAAACAGUUAAGUAUAAUAUUAUUAUACCUACCUAUAUAUUUUAUAUUUUUUAUAUACUGUGAAAUAAAAUAUACGAGUGCCAAUGUCA
This is a messenger RNA of Adelges cooleyi (spruce gall adelgid), 2556 nucleotides long. RefSeq names its product pancreatic triacylglycerol lipase-like. Gene Ontology annotation, molecular function: lipase activity. NCBI's taxonomy places the organism in Eukaryota, Metazoa, Arthropoda, Insecta, Hemiptera, Adelgidae. The transcript is spliced from 11 exons. The record is from RefSeq and is a predicted model, not a curated record. Gene Ontology annotation, biological process: lipid metabolic process. Bases 584 to 2317 code for a protein of 577 amino acids.